AUGGAGAACUUCACAGUGUUUAACGAGACUCUGGAAACUUGGACUGACCGCAGCGUUGAAUAUAAGGCGAUCAGCGUUCUCAUAGUGUUCCUCAUAUGCGCCCUCGGGAUAGUUGGAAAUGUGAUGGUCAUCUUGGUGGUCCUCACCACGAAACAUAUGCGGACCCCGACCAAUGGCUAUCUGGUUAGUUUGGCUGUCGCAGACCUGAUGGUGUUGGUCGCAGCCGGUCUGCCCAGCAUAGCGGACAGCUUGUUCGGAUCAUGGGUAUUUGGGCACGCGGGGUGCCUGUGCAUCACAUACUUUCAAUAUCUAGGAAUCAACGCAUCCUCGUGCUCCAUAACAGCGUUCACUAUAGAGCGAUACAUCGCUAUAUGUCACCCAAUCAAAGCGCAGUUUUUAUGCACACUCUCGCGCGCCAAGAAGAUCAUUAUUGGAGUUUGGGUUUUCACUUCGCUUUACUGCGUAAUGUGGUUUUACCUGUCCGACGUCCAACAGGUGCUCUAUAAGGAUGCGACUAUAAUAACGUGCGCUUACAAAGUGUCUAGAAACCUUUACCUACCCAUCUAUUUUUUCGACUUUGGCAUCUUUUUUGUUCUGCCCCUCACUCUUGCCACUGUCCUCUACGGCCUCAUUGCGAGAAUUUUGUUUCUAAAUCCUCUCCCGUCGGACACAAAGGAGGAAAAGAACGGACAUGGCAACUUCUCCAAAGCCAAAAGGAACAAGCUGAAGAGUUCCAGCCGCUGCUCCAGUACAACUGCAGCAUCCAGAAGACAGGUUACAAAGAUGCUGGCAGUGGUGGUGAUUCUGUUUGCUGUGUUGUGGAUGCCAUAUCGCACCCUGGUGGUGGUCAACUCCUUCCUCCAGGACGCUUACCUGGAUACCUGGUUUCUGCUGUUCUGUCGCACAUGUGUCUACCUCAACAGUGCCAUCAACCCUCUGAUCUACAACGCCAUGUCUCAGAAGUUCCGCGCUGCCUUCAGGAGGCUCUGCCGCUGCGGGCGCAAUGCUCAGGCCAAUAAGGCAGCCUAUAGUGUGGCAUUAACCUACAGUGUUGCCAAGGAAACAUCAACGGUGGAAAGCACAGGGCAUUUUUCAACUGAGAUAGACGAUUUGACUCCAACAGACGAGCUGUUUCCUGAUAAGAAGCUUCUGUACUCGGAAGACUGUGACUUUAGGAAGGAGACUUUCAGUCAGGCUUGA
Molecule: messenger RNA, 1200 nt
Organism: Danio rerio (zebrafish)
Lineage: Eukaryota; Metazoa; Chordata; Actinopteri; Cypriniformes; Danionidae
Gene: trhrb
Product: thyrotropin-releasing hormone receptor b
Biological process (GO): signal transduction; G protein-coupled receptor signaling pathway
Cellular component (GO): plasma membrane; membrane
Molecular function (GO): thyrotropin-releasing hormone receptor activity; G protein-coupled receptor activity
Source: RefSeq, marked provisional